Messenger RNA from Colletotrichum chrysophilum, 684 nucleotides. RefSeq lists its product as uncharacterized. NCBI's taxonomy places the organism in Eukaryota, Fungi, Ascomycota, Sordariomycetes, Glomerellales, Glomerellaceae. The coding region runs from base 1 to 684 and encodes 227 amino acids. The transcript is spliced from 2 exons. The record is from RefSeq and is a predicted model, not a curated record.
AUGGAAUCGACCGAUAUCAUCGCUUCCAUUAUCGCCUCGGUAGAGACAAUCUCACUCUCAUAUGGAAGGUUUAACCGGAUCGAAGGAUUCCCCAGAGCCUUUACCGAAGUGGCACAUGCUCUCCUGCUGGUUGAAGAGAUCUUGCCUCUCCUUCAGCAGGGUAUCAAGAGCCAAUCUUCCCACUGGCACAACGACGAUUUCAUCGUCAAAUCUCUCAAUGAUGGACUUUCUGAGUGCCUCGAGCUCGCGAGUUCCAUGUGUAGCAUCAUACGCGAUAUCACAGCUGUCCAGGACUCGGGUAUUAACAAGUGGUCUGGUAUCAUCCAUUCCUACCGCCAGAAAGUUGCGUCAAUCGGCAAGGGUCACAACAUUGAGACUCUAAUGCUGAACCUUUUGGUUGGAUUGAGGAAGGUUUUUCUCAACGACAGCAUCACGAAAGAUUUUGCGUUGCCCGAGCAAGACGCAAAGCUGGAGAAUGCCUACAAAUCACUUACUGCCUUCUACCACAAGAUCAGGCUUUCCCAGGGUCUCUGCCGCAAGUACAAGCUCGGUGUUUUCCAGGCCCUCUGUCGCGAGUUCCGUUUUUUCCAGGGGUUCCGCCGCAAGUACAAGUUCGUCCUUUUCCAGGGCCUCUGCCACAAGUUCAAGCUUUUACAAGCGCCUUACAACAAGGCUAGAGCGUAA